ACCAGACGGCGCCUCUAGUACGACGUCACUCGUGUAUCUAUAGUUUCCUUCUGUUUUGAAACCCAAGCUUAGUGAUUUAGUUCCUUGAGAAAUAUUAUAUACGCGAAAAGUGUUUUAAACUGGAAAUCAACACACUCUUAAAGAUGGAAAAGAGGGUUGCUUUGGAAUUAAGAGGAAGAAAUCCUUCACAGGUAAAAGAAUUAAACCUGGAUAAUUGCAGGAGCACCAAUAUAGUUGGUUUAACAGAUGAAUAUAUCAAUCUUGAAAAUCUCAGUCUCAAUAACGUUGGUCUCACAACACUCAAAGGUUUCCCAAAACUGCCCAAGCUCAGGAAAUUAGAGCUCUCUGACAACAGGAUAUCCAACGGAUUAAACUUUCUCAAUGGGUGUAAAAAGCUAACACACCUUAACUUAUCAGGGAACAAAAUAAAAGAUUUAGAUACUCUCAAGCCAUUGGAGGACUUUGAACAUUUAAAGAAUCUUGAUUUGUUUAACAAUGAAGUCACUAGUAUUGACGAAUACAGGAGUAAGGUGUUCGCACUUCACCCCUCCUUAAAAUAUUUAGAUGGAUUUGACAAACAAGAUAGAGAAGCUGAGGACAGUGAUGCAGAGGAAGAAGAUGAAUUAAAUGGAGAUAAUGAGAGUGAAGAAGACGAUUUGGACAUAGAUUUGGGUCCGUUGGUGAUAAAUGAUGAUAGCAUAUCAGAAAGACCAGCAGACGAGAGAACCUCUCUUCCAAUGAUAUUAUACACUGUUUAUGGUCUUCUAUUCCACAUGGGUUUUCUUUUAAAGAGUACAGAUGUGGAAGAAGAAGAGGAGGAUGAUGAGGAUGUUUCACUCAGUGCAGUCUACAAUGAUAAUCUUGAAGAGGAGAGCUCUGCCAGUUCUUUAUACGACGGAAGCGACGCAGAGGAAGAUGACGAGGAUGUAGACGACGAGGAAGUAGAAAACGACCGUGAGGGAAAUCAAAAUUCUAAAGUACAAGAUGGUGAGGAGAAUGCAGACGGAGAGCCAGAAGAGAGCACUCGGGGUAAAAAACGGAAACACGAGGACGACGACGAAAAUUGAGUGUUGCCUUAAGCGGAAUUAUCUUACUAGUUUGUAAGUGUACAGCGCUCCGAUGCAUCGGACAAUAAACCUGUUCACAAUCACGAAAACCCUCAGUCAUCCCCGUAGACUAGUUGUCAUUCGUGAGAUCGAUACCCGAUACCCAAUGAGGCUAGACUAAAUUGCUUUCACUCUAGUGGUUAACGCGUCCCUGGACGUCGUACAAUUUGAAGUUUUUUCUAUCAUUGAUUAAUGUUGAUGUCCCAAUGGACAUUGUGUGAAAUCUGUAGUUUGUUGUCCGACAGUUAAUGUUUCAAUUAAAUUGUUUAUGUAAUAAUCAUUUUUUAUUCUAUUGAUAUGCUUAAUUUUAGUCUAAUCAUUGAAAUGGAAGUGCAUGAUUAUAGGUUAAAAUAGCUCUCAUUUGAUCUACAGUUAUGAUGAAUUGUAUUAAUUAGCUGUAAGAAAAGAACAUAAGUAAAUUGUUAGAAAAAACUGUUCCAAAAUUGCCCUUGGAAAUACAACUUCAAUUCUGAUAUGGGCGCCGCCUGUUUUUUGAUGACCAAGUUAGACUGAUAAAGACAUACAAAAAAUUUAAAAUCUAUGACAUUGGUGUCAAUUUUCGUGUAGAAAAUUAUUUACUAUAAUUAUGAUAAUAAUGUGGAAUAUCCAACAACAUCCAUGAUUUCGAGUUUAUAAGGUAAAAGAGGGAGAUUUAAAUAUUUUUACAAGAACAAAAGCUAAAGUAAUGCCCUCAUAAAUAUUUAUUUGUAUUUUCUCAGAAUUAUUUAUCGCUAAAUCUGUUAUAUUCUCGCCAAACUCUCUGUCUGUAUUGCGCGAGACUUUACCCGAAUACCAAUUUUAGCCAUCGGCGGAGGGAGGUAUGCUUUAUUCUUUUGCUCGGAAUUCAGUUGCCGACCGCCAUUGAGUUUUGCGAGAACUGUUAUAGUUCUGUAUUAUUAACCUUUAUGCCGCCACGGCUUUGUAUGAACAAUGCAGCUAAUACCAUGAUUGGAUGCUUGUACAAUCUAAUGAGUGCUUUUAUUAUAAUUUGACGUGCUAUUUCCCUCCGGAUUUAGCUACUUAUUAGUUAAGAGGAGAAUCCCGUGACAAUUGACCAUAUUUUUAAGAACUAGCGCGGAAUAAACGCUGCCGCUGUACUGCGGUUUCACACAUUUUUCCCUAAAAUGUACCGUCAAGGCUUAGCCAGAUCUACGCUAGUCCAAAAGAAAUAUGUUUUGAGUACAUUAUUUUAGUAAGAUAGCAGUAAGUAGCCUGGCGGUCAAAGGUUAAUGUGACAAUAUUUUAUCAAUAUUGUUUAAAUGCGCAGAUUAAUAAAUUUCAAGAUACAAUCAAUCACAAUGGGAUUCAAAAAUGCAAUAUCAAAUUAUUCGUAAUCUCACUAAUGAUAACUGAACAUUUUCAGUAAGACAAGAAACAAUUUUCAAUGGGCGUAGUAAAAUAUCGUAAUCUGAUUAAUUAGAUCAAAUCUUUGAUGUCUGAUGAGUUCAGAGAGUAUUUUUCUACAAUCUUUUUAAAUUUUAAAAAUAGCAAUUAAUGCACUUAUGAAUAUCAAUGAAAUGUUUGGUUGAUGCAUCAUGGUCAACGUGCCAGAUAUGUUGAAGAGAAUUUUAGUUAAUAAUUUUAUUAUAUUGUGUAAGUCAUUAAGUUUAAGUAAUUUACAACUUUGGCCUGUUGAUAUAUAUUAUAUAUAAUCCUAUUAAGACUUUAUUUCUGGGAUUGUAAAAUAAAAGCUAAAUAUAA
Messenger RNA from Helicoverpa zea (corn earworm), 2807 nucleotides. It is a transcript of the gene Mapmodulin, whose product is annotated as acidic leucine-rich nuclear phosphoprotein 32 family member A. The transcript is spliced from 7 exons. Bases 144 to 1067 code for a protein of 307 amino acids. The record is from RefSeq and is a predicted model, not a curated record. Gene Ontology annotation, molecular function: histone binding. Gene Ontology annotation, cellular component: nucleus. NCBI's taxonomy places the organism in Eukaryota, Metazoa, Arthropoda, Insecta, Lepidoptera, Noctuidae.